Messenger RNA from Theileria equi strain WA, 1497 nucleotides. RefSeq lists its product as hypothetical. NCBI's taxonomy places the organism in Eukaryota, Apicomplexa, Aconoidasida, Piroplasmida, Theileriidae. The transcript has a single exon. Bases 1 to 1497 code for a protein of 498 amino acids. The record is from RefSeq and is a predicted model, not a curated record.
AUGGCAGAGGAUGGAGGAGUAAUCAUCGAACUUAAAGAAAACAAAAGUGCAAAUGGUGGAGAUCAUACGUACCAAGCAAGUACUAUCGGUGGUAAUAACGUUAAAAUUACCGUGAGAAAAUCUGAAGAACCUAGUGGAUCUGACUUCUACAGGUAUACUCAUACUCUGCAGAAUGGAGGAGGACAAUUCAUACUAAAGGAAGUUAAAGAUGAUAAGAAUAGCCCUAUAGUUAUACCUAAAGAAUCCGAUAAAAAGGUAACCUCGGUCUCUGCCUAUUAUUGGAAGCAUGACAAUGGUACUAAUCCACCUACUAAGGUUCUAUUGGUGGAAGUAGCAUAUAGUGGAUCAGAUGGAACUAAGUAUUAUAAGAAUAGUGAAGGUACUCAAUGGAUUGAAACAUCCCUAGAUGGUGAGGAUAUCGAAAAGAAACUGGACGAACUUAACUGUUACAACAACGGUGCAGUUACCCUAGAUCUUACCAAAGACGCAUACGGACCAAAUGGAAACCUUCCUUGUUGUGAACAUCAUAAAGGCAGUAGUAAGGUUAAAAUUACUCCUGUACAAGUUAAUAAUCAUCAUGAUCACCAACAUGUGGGCUCGGAUAAUCUUACAGUCACAAAAUACUCCAUUACAAAUGGAAAAUUGGCAGCCAUUAAGCUUGGUGAUAGUGGGAAAAAGAGUAAAAGGAAGAGCAUAAUUCUAGAUGGAUCAAAAUUUCCCAUGGAUAGCGUAGAAAGUGUCUAUGCAUUAUACUCUAAUGGCGGUACAGAUCCCAUCUUGAUUUAUGUUGACAAAAAUCCUGAUACUCAAAAUUCUGGAUGGUAUAAGAAUGAUGAUAGUAAUGAUACAUGGACGAAAGCUGAUGAACUCAGUGAUGUAACACCUAAUAAUUUCGGUAAACUUGAAUGUAAACAAUGGAAUAGACUUGUAAAGGGACUUCACACUAAUAGUGGCUUGCAAGAAUGUCAAGAACAUCUUAAAAAACAAGAAAAACCCCAAGAAGAAUCUGACUCUACCAAUACAUCUCAUCAAACACAAACUGGUAAUGAUCCAUCUUCUGGAGAUCCUCAACAACAUGUUGCCUCAACUGAUAACCCAUCUAACCUAGUUGUUAGUACUCAAGGUGCUAUUGUUAAUGAGGCUGGAGGUCCUGAAGAAAAAACUGCUACCGUUCCUGAUCAACCUGCUGAAGGUGGACAAGCUGCUAAAAAUGAUCAAUCUGCAGACUCUACUCCCGCUGAAACUACUACUUCUACUGAAUCUGCUACUGAAGCUUUUACUGGAGUUGGUGAAGCUGGUAUUAUUGGUCUAAGCUCAUGGGCUAUCUUUGGAUCUACCUCUGCCACCCUUACCGGAGCUGGUGGUCUUACUGGACUUGGUUGGUGGAUGUUUAAACGUUCUAAAGGAGACCCUUGGGUUAGACACAGAUAUCCUAGAGUGUUUAAAGAAUGUACCAUAUUGAGGAUAGACCUUCCACAACGCAUUUCUCCAUACUGA